Molecule: messenger RNA, 1289 nt
Organism: Salpingoeca rosetta
Lineage: Eukaryota; Choanoflagellata; Craspedida; Salpingoecidae
Exons: 1
Coding region: 158-1258 (366 amino acids)
Source: RefSeq, a predicted model, not a curated record
CUUUCACAAAGGAAAAGCACACGUGCAACAAAACACGCACACACAACACAAGCGAACAAGCAAACAAGCAAGCAAGCAAGCAAGCGGUGGUGGUUGUGCAAGGGUUGGUUGAGUGUGUGUCAGUGGGUGUUGGCGGUGACCACGACAACGAAGUGAGAUGAUGCUGACGAUGGUGGUGGACGGAAUGACGAGGCGGGUGGCGGUGGCGGUGGCGUUGGUGGUGUUGGUGGUCAGCGUGUCGUGUCCGCGUGUGGUGGUGGGAUCGCUGCAAGGGCUGUACGCGAUGGAAGGUGGCAGUGGGCAGCUGCAGCGCGUGGACUGGCGGACGGGCACGGUGGAGAAGGUCGGGCCUUCGCUGCAGAGCAAAGGCUGGCACGUGGCAGACUGCACGCCAUCGGACGUGGACCGCACCGGCAAGUGGUACUUUGCCCUGGCGAAGCCCGUGUCCAGGAACGACAGCAGCACCCCCGACGCAGCGCAGCCAUGGACGCUGAUUGGCAUGCUGCUUGCAGACGCCACGAUCCGCACAACACAACAGCUGCCGGACUUGUUUGACCCCGGCAUGGACGCGUGCGAGCACACAGUGAGCGUCAACAGCGGGUGGGACGCCAUUGUGACGGCAGUCACCGGCAAGCACACCGCAGACCCGCGCCUCUCUGUCGUCCUGUUUAACUACACCUUGGCAACCACGCGCCAGACGCGCGUGCUUGUGAACGAGAGCUUGGCGGCCAUCGGGCUCGGCGGUCCGGCCAAGCACCCGGCCACCACCUUUGUCACGGCAACCGGGUCACUCUGGGUGCAGCUUGAGCAGGGCCUGGUGGAGUGCUACCUCACCAACGGGUCCUGUGCCCGCACGCUCCCGUUUGCGCCACAGCAGCUGCUUACGGGGUUGCAAUACCAGCCAUCUUCGUUCGUGUAUGGCGUGCUCGUGCCCCCGCCCUCGCGGAACGCUGCACAGCUGCAGACCGCACAACCAGCGGCGCAGACACACGCCCUGGGCGCGUUCGACCCGAUAUCCAUGGCGCCAAGCAUCACGCGCAUCACACUCUCGUCGCCCGUCACCGUUGCGCACGGUGGCACUGCCAUGGCGCUGCUGUCCGACCAGGCAAAGGUCGUGCUGCUCACAACAGGUGGCGACUUGGUCACAGCACACAUCAACGGCACCGUCGCCAGUACUGUGAAGCUUUGUUCCCCGAGUGCUAACGUGUCCCUGCCAGCGUGUCCCGCCAGCAUGGUGUACGAGCCAUUCGUCUUCUAAUCGCACCUCUGUGUGUGUGUGUGUGUGUGUG